AUGACGAUCAGUGCUGAUUUUCAUGGGACUCUAGCUGAAUUGCCCUGUAUAGUCCCUAGCUCAUUAUGCACUCCGGCUCUCAAGCAGCAAAGAUAUGAAACCAAAUUUAUCCAAACUCUUCGUGCCGAUGAUGGAGAUUCCACGUAUGUGCCAACAAAUGGUGUCUAUUCUGGCGUUGAUGACGUUGUGCAGCCUGAAAAUGGCCCAAAUGUCUCAGCGAUUCUCCAUGACGCUCGAAAUGUGGGCGUGACAAACGCGCAAAUUCAACUUGCGUGCCCUGGAGAGCCUGCUGGGGGGUUCUAUCUUCACGAGACGACGCUGGUCAACCCAAUUGCUUAUGCCUUGUUUGUGGACGCCUUGACUCACGACGGCUCAGGUGAUCUAUCCCGCAUUGAUCUUAAUACUCUUGCGACCAGCUAG
Molecule: messenger RNA, 420 nt
Organism: Penicillium antarcticum
Lineage: Eukaryota; Fungi; Ascomycota; Eurotiomycetes; Eurotiales; Aspergillaceae
Exons: 1
Coding region: 1-420 (139 amino acids)
Source: RefSeq, a predicted model, not a curated record